Molecule: messenger RNA, 491 nt
Organism: Dioscorea cayenensis subsp. rotundata (Guinea yam)
Lineage: Eukaryota; Viridiplantae; Streptophyta; Magnoliopsida; Dioscoreales; Dioscoreaceae
Product: eukaryotic translation initiation factor 1A-like
Exons: 1
Coding region: 47-487 (146 amino acids)
Biological process (GO): translational initiation
Cellular component (GO): cytoplasm
Molecular function (GO): translation initiation factor activity; RNA binding
Source: RefSeq, a predicted model, not a curated record
AAAGAUCGAGUGCUAGGGUUUUGGGAAUUCCGAUCAGCGAUCAACGAUGCCGAAGAACAAGGGAAAGGGAGGCAAGAAUCGAAAGCGAGGUAAGAACGAGGCGGACGAUGAGAAGCGGGAGCUCGUCUUCAAGGAAGAUGGCCAGGAUUACGCGCAGGUGCUCCGCAUGCUCGGCAACGGCCGCUGUGAAGCCAUGUGCAUCGAUGGCAACAAGAGGCUAUGCCAUAUCCGCGGCAAGAUGCACAAAAAGGUCUGGAUCAGCACCGGUGACAUUGUUCUUGUUGGGCUUCGUGAUUAUCAAGACGAGAAGGCCGAUAUUAUACUGAAGUACAUGAGUGAUGAGGCGAGGCUAUUGAAGGCGUAUGGAGAGCUUCCUGAUAACAUCCGGCUUAAUGAGGGCAUCGCUGGAGAAUUCAAUGAGGAGGAUGAUGAUGGCGCUGGUGGUGAUUUCAUCAAGUUUGAGGAGGAGAACAUUGAUAAGAUCUAGAUGA